Molecule: messenger RNA, 1162 nt
Organism: Cheilinus undulatus (humphead wrasse)
Lineage: Eukaryota; Metazoa; Chordata; Actinopteri; Labriformes; Labridae
Product: regulator of G-protein signaling 5-like
Exons: 5
Coding region: 87-659 (190 amino acids)
Source: RefSeq, a predicted model, not a curated record
AUCUCACUCCCUUGUGAUCUUCACUGAACGGAUUAUUACACCACAGCCCAACGAGGCACUAACAUCACCAGCUGCAACCUGCUGCUAUGUGCAAAGGAUUAGCAUCUCUGCCUACCUGCUGCUUGGAAAGGGCCAAGGAGCUGAAAGCCAGACUAGGAAGCAUCAUGCAGAAAUCUAACUGGAAUCUAUCAAGCUGCAAAAUAGGGCAAAAUAAGCCGUCUCUAGAGGAAUGUCUUAAAUGGAAAGAGUCCUUCGAACAUCUCCUGUCCAGCAAAUACGGACUGUGUGCCUUCACAGCCUUCCUGGUAUCAGAGUUCAGUGAGGAAAACAUUGCUUUCUACUUUGCCUGUGAGGAUUACAGAAACACCAAGUCUCCUGCCAAACUCCAAACCAAAGCACAGAAGAUCUUUGAUGAAUUCAUCGGCAGUGAUGCUCCCCGGGAGAUUAACAUCGACCACGAAACUCGCGACCUCACCAAAGCCAACAUGCUGGCGCCGUCACCGUCAAGCUUCGACGCAGCCCAGCACAAGAUCUACAUGCUCAUGGCAAAAGACUGCUACCCACGCUUCCUACGCUCUCCAGCCUACAAGGAUCUAGUGUGCCAAGCCAAGCCGAGCACCAAGGCCACCAAGCAGCCCCGGCAGGAGAAGAAGGCGUGAAAUCUCCCUUCAUAGAGGAUUGUUAAUGGUUCGCCUUAUGGGUUGAAAAUGGCAUUAGAGGCAUGGCAUUUUAAUGCUGCAUCUAGAAGCUGAGCCCGGAUGCAGAUGUGGAGAUCGUCGUGAGAACGGCAGUGGAUAGGCAGGUUCACAAGCCCCCCUGUUAAGGAAGAAAUAAGUUAAAAGAAAGGAAAAAGGGGGGAAAGCUGAUACUUUCAGUGGACUUGUGUAUGAAUUGUGAUGAAGCUUGGACAGUUACUAAAAGACUGACACAUGAACAGUGAAGGAAGAAGUUGGAAAGCACUUUUCUUUGCCAUUAGGCAAACUUUAGUUGUUGUGAUGUGCAAUGUUCCUUUUUGAAAGUCUUGAACAUGGGUAUUUUGUAUUUAUUUGUAUUUAUUUGCAUGUUUUUUUGUUUCUUUCUUACCAAGAUGAAGAGGAAUGUGCAAUUUAAUUUAUAAGAUAUUUAUACCACUGAUGUCUUUUUGUACAUACCUGAAAACCAA